UCUUAGCCAGAUCAGAAUGUGAUAGUAUGUGGCUGACAAACAGAAGAAAGUGAAAACUUUUAAUCUUAAAACCAUUAAUGGCUCAGCUCCUCCUUUAUUUUUAUAAUACAACUUUUAACAAACAUCUACUAGACGAUUAAAAAUAGGCUAACGCCGGUAUUUCAGUGAAAAAUGUCGCUUUUGACUUCACAGUAAAGAGACAGGGAAAGAUAUGCUCUUAAAACAGAAAGAUCCUUUACAGACUGAGGGCGCUAACAGCAGGAUCUGGUGAAGGCGGUACUGGGUUUUCCACGUUCAGCGAGUAUGGAGGGUUAGCGCACCACGGAAGUGUAUUGCAAGCAAUGCCUCGGAAGAAGGGUGCUCACUACUAUCCGGGGGGGAAGGCCCCCACAUCCUUAUUCAUACUCAAGGAGGACAACAUUAUAAGAAGAUACACAAAGUUUAUUAUUGAAUGGCCUCCCUUUGAGUAUGCAGUCCUGUUAACAAUCAUAGCCAAUUGUAUAGUUCUGGCACUAGAGGAGCACCUUCCGAAAGGAGAUAGAACGCCCUUAGCCCAGAAAUUAGAGAAAACAGAACCCUAUUUCCUUGGUAUUUUCUGUGUAGAAGCCUUACUGAAAAUUGUAGCAUUGGGGUUUAUAGUACACAAAGGUUCAUAUCUUCGUAACAUUUGGAAUAUCAUGGAUUUUGUAGUAGUCGUCACGGGGUUCAUUACCUCCUAUGCAUCUGAUAACUUAGAAGUAGAUUUGAGAACACUUAGAGCUAUAAGAGUGCUUCGGCCUCUGAAGCUCGUUUCUGGGAUUCCAAGUCUUCAAGUAGUAUUAAAAUCUAUUAUCAAGGCUAUGGCGCCUCUCCUUCAAAUUGGCCUUUUGGUGCUUUUUGCCAUUGUCAUUUUUGCAAUUAUUGGCCUUGAGUUUUACAAUGGUAUUCUUCAUAAGACAUGCUACAGCUUAGAAGAUUCAAGUGAAAUAGUUACCGAGGGUGAACAGGAAGUUCCCUGCUAUAACACCUUGGACCCAGCAAACGCCCCACAAGGAGCACGCACGUGUGACCCAGGGGCAGCGACCUGCUUGGAGAGCUGGACGGGGCCCAACUUUGGUAUCACUAGCUUCGAUAACAUUUUCUUCGCCAUGCUUACGGUGUUCCAGUGUAUCACGCAAGAAGGCUGGACGUCCAUGUUAUACUGGACAAAUGAUGCGUUAGGUAGCACAUUCAACUGGAUCUACUUUGUACCUCUCAUCAUUCUUGGAUCGUUUUUUAUGCUCAAUUUAGUUCUUGGAGUUCUAAGCGGUGAAUUUGCAAAAGAAAGGGAAAGAGUUGAAAACAGACAAGCUUUUCUAAAGCUUCGACGUCAGCAACAAUUAGAACGGGAAUUAAAUGGUUAUGUCGAAUGGAUAUGUAGAGCAGAGGAAGUUAUCCUAGCGGAAGAAAGGACUACAGAAGAAGAGAAGUUGCAUAUUAUUGAAGCACGAGGGCGAGCAGCAGCCAAACGAAAGAAGCUAAAAAGUAUGCACAGUAAAAGUACAGAUGACGAAGAAGAAGAGAUAGAUGCGGAUGCCCCCACAAAGACGGGUAAACUAAAAGGGUUUGUAAGGGCUUCCUACCUCAAGUCUAAAGUCAAGAAUAAAGGAGCGUGCAAAACGUUUUGGCGAGCAGAAAAAAGAUUUAGGUUCUUUAUUCGACACCUUGUUAAAACCCAAGUGUUUUACUGGGUUGUGAUUGCGCUGGUGUUUCUUAACACCGUAUGCGUAGCCAUAGAACACUACAACCAGCCGAAAUGGCUAACUGUUUUUUUAUAUUGGACAGAGUUCGUUUUCUUGGGACUCUUCAUCUUUGAAAUGUUUAUGAAGAUGUACGCCUUAGGCCCCCGAAUCUAUUUUGAGUCGUCCUUUAACAAGUUUGAUUGUGUAGUCAUUGCAGGUAGUAUAUUUGAAGUUGUGUGGUCCAGUGUUCGAGAAGGAUCAUUUGGGUUUUCUGUUCUUAGAGCAUUGAGGCUGCUCAGGAUAUUCAAAGUCACCAAGUACUGGUCAUCUCUCAGAAACUUGGUGAUAUCUCUCCUCAGUAGCAUGCGGUCCAUUAUCAGUCUUCUCUUCUUGCUCUUUCUUUUCAUCCUCAUCUUUGCUCUUCUAGGAAUGCAGUUAUUUGGUGGAGCCUUCAAUUUUCCCGAUGGCACACCAUCUGCCAAUUUCAACACUUUCCCCAUUGCGUUGCUCACCGUCUUUCAGAUCCUUACGGGGGAAGAUUGGAACGAGGUAAUGUACAGGGGAAUCGAAUCUCAGGGGGGUAUCCAUGGUGGCAUGAUUUAUAGCCUAUACUUCAUCAUUCUUGUUCUUUUCGGAAACUAUACCCUUCUGAACGUAUUUUUGGCCAUUGCUGUCGACAACUUGGCCAAUGCGCAAGAAUUAACUGCAGCAGAGGAAGAAGAAGCUGAAGAAGACAAAGAGAGAAACCAGGAGGAACUUGAAAAGGAAAUGGCCGAUUUUUAUGCCAACAACUCAGGCAUUGAUCCUCCUCAAGUCAACAUAUGUCCGCCUUCUCCACAGAAUACUUCUGAAAGGAAAUCACGACAGUUCAAUUAUGACCAAGAUAACUCGAAAAACUCAAAGAGAAGCCAGGAAAAGCUCGAUAAGGAGAUAGACAAAAGAUCACUGAAUGAACAUGAGCAGAUGAAUGAAAAUAUCGAGUUGUCAGAAGAUGAAGAUGAAGAUAACCCCCAUAAUGAAGAUGAAGAGGAAAAAGAUGAUGCAAUCACUGGACCUAAACCUAUGCUGCCAUACUCGUCAAUGUUCAUCUUGUCACCCACAAAUCCGAUCCGACGCGCCGCCCACUACAUUGUUAACCUCCGUUACUUUGACCUCUUCAUAAUGAUCGUCAUAUCCCUCAGCAGCAUAACCCUAGCAGCUGAAGACCCGGUAGUAGAAGACUCGGAGAAAAACAGAAUUCUCAAUUUUUUUGAUUACGCAUUCACUGGAGUUUUCACUUUGGAAAUGAUGUUAAAGGUUGUAGAUCAAGGAAUAGUCUUACAUCCGGGUUCUUACUGCCGAGAUCCAUGGAACAUAUUAGACGCAAUUGUUGUAAUUUGUGCUCUUGUUGCCUUUGCUUAUGCAGGUAGCAGUACGGGACAAAAUUUAAGCACCAUAAAAUCCAUGAGAGUUCUUCGAGUUCUGCGGCCGCUUAAAACUAUAAAACGUGUCCCAAAGUUAAAGGCGGUGUUUGAUUGUGUGGUGACGUCAUUGAAAAAUGUGUUCAAUAUCCUUAUUGUAUAUAUCCUUUUCCAAUUCAUCUUUGCUGUGAUAGCUGUACAGCUCUUCAAUGGGAGGUUUUUCUUUUGUAACGAUGAAUCCAAACUCACAAAAGAAGAAUGCGAAGGAGAAUACUUCGUCUUCACAGAAGAUGGAAAGCCACCGGAAGUUAACAAACGACUAUGGGAGAAACGACCAUUUCACUACGAUGACGUCAUGUCCGCAAUGUUAACGCUUUUCACAGUUUCGACAGGCGAAGGUUGGCCUGCAGUUCUACAAAAUUCUAUGGACGCAACGUAUGAAGAUUAUGGACCUCUACCCAGAUUUCGCAUUGAAAUGGCAAUUUUUUAUGUUGUUUUCUUCAUCGUUUUUCCGUUUUUCUUUGUGAAUAUCUUUGUGGCCUUGAUCAUUAUUACAUUUCAGGAGCAAGGAGAAAAAGAAUUAGAAGAAGGCGAUCUCGACAAAAAUCAAAAAUCUUGUAUUGACUUUGCAUUACAAGCCAAGCCACUUCAGCGUUAUAUGCCUAAAAACAAAGACAGUAUCAAAUACAAAAUGUGGAAACUUGUCGUAUCGACAGGCUUUGAGUACUUUAUCAUGGUUCUCAUUGUCCUCAAUACAUUACUAUUAAUGAUGAAGUACUACAAGGCAGGCAAUUUGUACCUUGACAUUUUAAGCUACAUGAACGAGGCUUUCACAACACUCUUCCUACUCGAAUGUAUCCUCAAACUUGUGGCUUUCGGAUGCAAGAAUUAUUUUCGUGACGGAUGGAACACCUUCGACUUUAUUACUGUUGUUGGAAGUGUCGUGGACGCACUGGUGAUAGAAAUAGGGGUCAAUUUCUUCAACGUGGGUUUUUUGAGAUUAUUUCGUGCUGCCCGUCUUAUCAAGCUUCUUCGACAGGGUUACACCAUCAGAAUUCUGCUAUGGACAUUCAUUCAGUCUUUUAAAGCCUUACCUUACGUCUGCCUGCUCAUUGCCAUGCUUUUCUUCAUUUACGCCAUCAUCGGAAUGCAGGUUUUUGGUAAUAUCGCCCUCAAUCCUGAAACUUCCAUAAUGCGCCAUAAUAACUUCCGCAACUUCUUUCAAGGACUUAUGCUUCUCUUCAGGUGUGCAACCGGAGAAAACUGGCAAGCAAUUAUGUUGUCUUGUAUCAAAGGACGACCCUGUGACCCUCGCUCCAGCAAGUCUGGAGACGAGUGUGGAAGCAACAUUGCGUACAUGUACUUCGUCAGUUUCAUCUUUUUGUGCUCUUUUUUGAUGCUUAAUCUCUUCGUCGCCGUGAUCAUGGAUAACUUUGAUUACCUAACUAGAGACUCGUCUAUCUUGGGCGCUCACCAUCUCGACGAAUUCAUUCGAGUUUGGGCAGAAUACGACCCUAGUGCAACCGGCUAUGUUCACUACACACAGAUGUACGACAUGCUCCGAAACAUGGAUCCUCCCCUGGGAUUCGGCAACAAAUGUCCAUAUAGAUUGGCGUACAAAAAAUUAAUCCGUAUGAACAUGCCUAUUACAAAAGAAGCGGGAACGGUAAAUUUCACAACGACCCUGUUUGCUUUGAUUCGAGAAAAUCUUAGCAUAAAAAUGAGACCUGCUGACGAAAUGGACUUAGCAGACAGAGAACUCAGGGAAACAAUUCGAAAAAUAUGGCCUUUUCAAGCAAAGAAACUACUGGAUAGGAUUUUACCACAAGACGAUGUUCUCCGGGAAGGAAACCUCACAGUUGGGAAGAUAUAUGCUGGUUUAUUGAUCCUAGAGAACUGGAAAACCACACGAUUUGGACAAUUACCAACUGAAGAAAAUCUGUCAGAGGAAAAUGCCCCUUCUUCUAAUUCUCAGGCUGAUUCAACGCGACCGUCCUUGCUUCGCCGCCUGAUGGGCGCAGUCAGAAACUCGAAUUCACGAGCUAGUCAUGAAAGUCUUAAUCAAGACGAGGAUCAUUAUGAGGAUGCUGAAAGCCGAUCUCUUCGAUCGCGACCUGGAUCGUUCCGAAACUCAAGACUGAGCAUCGACAAAAUCCAGGAUAACUCGGAGCGGACGUGGCAGCGGUCCUUCAGUUUCCUUCGUCGUGGAAGCAGUCGGAGAAAGCGUAACAGCGGAGAGAGCGAACCUUCCGGAUCGCAGGGCAUCGAAAUGUUGGACGUGAAUGUAACAGGACCACCAUCAACUGAUAAUGCAGACGGGGAACCAGGACCCGAGGAAGAAAAAGAAACUCAUCUUCAUCCUUGUGAUCACGAUUAUCACCACAGCCGAUCGCGAUCUCCCUCCCCAGAAAGAUUCAGGCAUGACUCCCUAACUCCCCCACGACGAGGGAGAUCCCCAACCCCCAUCAGGAGGUCUUCUUCUCGACGGGGUGGCCACGACAUUGGAUUUUCUGAAGCUGUGACUGAUCUUGUAGACAGAGUAAAGUAUGAGACAAGCCGCAGAGGAAGAGCGAAAGCUAAACUUAGGGGCGAUGAGUUCGGCAUCGCUGGUCAAGGGCGGACGUUUCGAGGAAGAUCGCCGAUUCGCUCUAUGCCAGGUAAGCCGUCGCCCUGGCGAACAUCCUCACCUUUACGAGGGCGGAGUCGAAGUAUUAGCCCAGAAUACCGGACGACGUGUUUCUACAGGCGAUCACGUAGCCCCAGCCCGAACUCCACUCCAGGCCACAGUGAGUAUUAUGGUAGAACCCAGUUAGAACAAAGAUCACGUAGCCCAAGUCCAGCUUCUGCGCAUAGCCUACCGUUACAGCGAAUGCCAAAAGGGAGGAAAUUGCCUCCAACCCCCAACAAGCCCUCAACCUUGCGCCUUGAUGUUCGAUCAGUGGAAGGGAUCAAUUUUCCUAUUGUGUCUCAUUCGCCUACACUGCCCCAACCUAAUAAUAAGACCCCCUUUAGUAUUAAUUUUCCCAAAGUGAAUGCCUCGCCUACUCAUCUGCCAAAGUCUCAACUGCCGUUCUGGCGCCAGAGAACAACUUCAAGUGUAAGGUCUCACAGCCCUUCACUAAAGCAAGGAGAAAGAACUGGUAGUAGUAUUAGUUUGCCACGUACUCAACAGAAGACUCAUAGUAUUGAUCGACAUCAUCAAACUAUUCUGCCUUAUACGGACAGAAAUUUUGGCACUCUUGGUCAUAUUAGUGAACCCCUUAGCUUUGAAGCAGCCGCAGCUAUUGGAAUGGGUUCACGUCAGCUUCCAUCGCCAUUACCUAACGGUUACAAGCCGGGCCAAAGAGAACGUGAAAGACUACGCGAAAGAGUGAAUAAAGAACCAUCUCUAGCAAGCUUACGGACAGGCCACAUGGGGCCGCAAAGUGACUCCGAAGAUGAUUGGUGCUAGAUAGCCAAUCUCUCUUUCGCAUAAGAAUAGUUACAAGUGAGUGUCCUUUGUUUUUACGUAUAGAAAAAAACAAAUGUAUGUUCUCCUUACUGAAAAACAGACACUAGAUGGAAAUUUAUUAUUGUUUUCCAAAGAAUUGCAAGGAGGAAAAGAAGUGACGUAGAACGUCAUUGUUCCUGAACAAACAAGAAAAAUACUUAUGUAAAUAACAAAUUGUUUUAUUUCUCGUGAUUACGGUUAACACUUCACUUUUGACCUUUUAAUUUCAACUUUAAAGUGUUUUGAUGCUAAAAGCUUUCUUGUUUUUUUCGAUUAACUCUUAUCUUUUUCUUAUACUCCAACCCUCGUCUUUCAUGCUCAUUCAGCUGUGAUAGACCACAAUGCUGCACGUAUGAACUCCAUAAUUUCCGAAGUAUGUCUAGAGUUAAAUUUGACUGAAUAUUUACUUUGCAUCUUGCACAAAAUGUUCACGCUGAAAAAAGGAUAAGAAACUGUGUACCAAUGUUAUAAUAUUUUUCAGUAUAUAUAUAUAUAUAUAUAUAGUUUAUUUAUAAAUGUCAGAAUCUUUCAGUAAUCCCAAAAUAUUUAUCAAAUAUCAGUAUUCAGAGUAUAAGUAUAUUAAAUCUGUCUUAGAGUCUUAUAGCAUAUAAACCUUUUAAAAUUCGUCAAAAAAAUAUGCCAAUGUACUAUUGUUGUUCGGUUUUAUGAACUUUCUUGAUAUUGUAUAAGGCUUAGCAUCAAAGGGGACACAUAAGCAAUUUUUUCGCGAUGUGGUUAUUACUAUCCAAAAUUAAUGAUGUAAUAUUACUCUUAUGUAUUUGUAAGCCAUGUCUGUUUUCACCAUUUUGAAGUUAUUGAGUUAAUUCUAACAUGCUUUUUACUGCAUAAAAUAAAUGAAAAAGUUCUAAAUUUUUUAUUGGAGUACCGUGAAAAGUACAUAAAACAAGCCUUGGUAGACGGCACACUGUUGUAAAUAAAAAUUAAUGCGUGCAGGCUUUUAAGUUGACAAAUUCUCUCAAAUUUAUCUGUGAGUAUUGUCUCCCAUACUUUUCAUAUAUAAUAAAUCGUAAAGUUAGAUAUAAUUGUAAUUUUAAUUCAUCUCCAACAACAAUAAAACAAAUUAUGGCUUUUAAAAAAGCUAUGUGUUUUCAGUCGUGUGAGGCAAAACAUCUUCGUGAUUAAUUUUUUGUCUGAUUGGGCCUUUGUAUAUUUUCAUCUGCUCAGUAUGUUCACCGUAAAUUAAAAAGGAAGCGAGAUUACUUAUGAAUAAUGAAGAUUUUCAAUAGAUAAAAGACCUCCAGAAAAUAAGGAGUGGAUUCCAUGAGGGAGUGAAAUGUAAAUCAGUUAAAAUAUAAAGGUCUUAUUUACCUUUUUCUACUUUCUGUCUUCAUACCAUUUUUUUAUAUUAAACAUAGAGAAGAUUUAAUGUGAUAUACACAUUAAUGUCAAACUAAAGGGAAUGGUAACAUUUUAUUCCUAUCAUAAGCUGAUCUUCACAAAACAUUUCCCAUGAUGGAUUGGAAGAAGGCAUCGUCCGGUCUAGUGUUUGGUCGUGUUGUUGUUCGCGACCUGGGAGAGUCAGGUGCAAUUUUGACCCCUUCCUCCUGAAGGCAUCGCUGAAUAUUGCUGUUUGCUCUUGAAUAGUACCGCUUAUUUCAUCAUUUACUAAUUACUAAAAAGUUCCGCGUUGAUGCGAUACAUAGUUUUUGUCAUGAUAUUUAAUACCCUAAAUGUUUAAGUUUAAAAUUAUUUUAAACCAUCUGGUUAAUUUAAAAUUAAGGUUGUUGUUUGCUAUUAAGCACAAAGGGCUAUCCAUACUCUGCCCAACACGGGUGUGGAAGCCCGGUUUCUAGCAGUUCAAGUCCGAAGACGUACCGCUAUAAAUAAAGACUUAAUUCAGUUAUUAAUUAAAUCCAAACGGUAAUAAGCUUGAGUAUUGUAUUGAAGUUUAAUUAUUUUGCUGCGUGAGUGAAGGAUGGUGUUAUUAAACAUUAUUAUAAAGCUUUUCAGUAUUAAUAAUUUUGGAAAUGCGGACCAUCUAAGAGAUUGAUAACAGAUUAUUCUAUCAUUAUACAAAAUAAGCAAAAUAUGAAAAAGUUAAUUUAUAUUUAUGUAAUUAAUUAAAUUACUUUAACACGUUGACAAUAAAAUAAAACAUUUUAAUGAAAAACGUAUCAAAACUCGAAAACAUAUCAAAUUAUUUACACUAACGACAUUAUAAUAUCAUUCCUUUUCCCUUUAUUUUUUUACAAAUGAUAAUUUUUGUACGCCACACAAUGUCGCGAAAAUUGUGAACAUUUUCUCUUUAAAAACAAAAUUGUACAAUAUACGUUGAUAGUAAUACAUUUUACUUAAACUCUAUACCCAAGCAAACAUAUCAUUACUAUUAUCGUCAAAAUAUUAUCAGAAGUAGUAUGAUAAAUCCUCAUUGGCAUAAAAGUUAGAAAGUGUUCUGUAAACAAGUUUAUUACAUAACUCUGUAAAUUUCGUAUGUAAUCGCCAUCUUCUUUUUUAUCACUUACAACAGUUAAAUGUGCUAGAAAAUAUUGAAUUAUAAUUUCAGAAUAUUUUACUAUAACCUUAAUUUAGCUUCCGUAUCUAAGACUUGGUUAUUUCGUCAUACUUUUGAGGACAAAUAUGAAAUUGACAUUUUCAAUGCCUAUAUAUAUAUAUAUAUAUACAGUUAA
Molecule: messenger RNA, 9238 nt
Organism: Limulus polyphemus (Atlantic horseshoe crab)
Lineage: Eukaryota; Metazoa; Arthropoda; Merostomata; Xiphosura; Limulidae
Product: voltage-dependent calcium channel type A subunit alpha-1-like
Exons: 47
Coding region: 342-6551 (2069 amino acids)
Biological process (GO): calcium ion import across plasma membrane; chemical synaptic transmission
Cellular component (GO): membrane; voltage-gated calcium channel complex
Molecular function (GO): high voltage-gated calcium channel activity
Source: RefSeq, a predicted model, not a curated record